CACAUUGAUGGAGGCUUGCAAGCCAGUCAUAAUGGUAUCGAUGGACUUAGAGACCAAGACAUUUCCCAAACCCAAAAUUGCAGUCAAGGUUUCCUUCCCUAUCUUCAUUCCAUUUCUUACUCUGUAGCAUAAUAUAUCUAUCUAUAUAUACUCACAGUUCCAUUAAUGAGAAAUCAGAACACAAAAGAAUGGGUAUUACUACUUCCCUCUCAUAUCUGUUGUUCUUCAACAUCAUCCUCCCAACCUUAACGGCUUCUCCAAUACUGUUUCAGGGGUUCAAUUGGGAAUCAUCCAAAAAGCAAGGAGGGUGGUACAACUUCCUCAUCAACUCCAUUCCUGAACUAUCUGCCUCUGGAAUCACUCAUGUUUGGCUUCCUCCAUCCUCUCAGUCUGCUGCAUCUGAAGGGUACCUGCCAGGAAGGCUUUAUGAUCUCAAUGCAUCCCACUAUGGUACCCAAGAUGAACUAAAAGCAUUGAUAAAGGCAUUUCGCAGCAAUGGGAUCCAGUGCAUAGCAGACAUAGUUAUAAACCACAGGACUGCUGAGAAGAAAGAUUCAAGAGGAAUAUGGGCCAUCUUUGAAGGAGGAACCCCAGAUGAUCGCCUUGACUGGGGUCCAUCUUUUAUCUGCAGUGAUGACACUCUUUUUUCUGAUGGCAAAGGAAAUCAUGAUACUGGAGCAGGCUUCGAUCCUGCUCCAGACAUUGAUCAUGUAAACCCCCGGGUCCAGCGAGAGCUAUCAGAUUGGAUGAAUUGGUUAAAGAUUGAAAUAGGCUUUGCUGGGUGGAGAUUCGAUUUUGCUAGAGGAUACUCCCCAGAUUUUACCAAGUUGUAUAUGAAAAACACUUCGCCAAACUUUGCAGUAGGGGAAAUAUGGAAUUCUCUUUCUUAUGGAAAUGACAGUAAGCCAAACUACAACCAAGAUGCUCAUCGGCGUGAGCUUGUGGACUGGGUGAAAGCUGCUGGAGGAGCAGUCACUGCAUUUGAUUUUACAACCAAAGGGAUACUCCAAGCUGCAGUGGAAGGGGAAUUGUGGAGGCUGAAGGACUCAAAUGGAGGGCCUCCAGGAAUGAUUGGCUUAAUGCCUGAAAAUGCUGUGACUUUCAUAGAUAAUCAUGAUACGGGUUCUACACAAAAAGUUUGGCCAUUCCCAUCAGACAAAGUCAUGCAGGGAUAUGUUUAUAUCCUCACUCAUCCUGGGAUUCCAUCCAUAUUCUAUGACCACUUCUUUGACUGGGGUCUGAAGGAGGAGAUUUCUAAGCUGAUCAGUAUCAGGACCAGGAACGGGAUCAAACCCAACAGUGUGGUGCGUAUUCUGGCAUCUGACCGAGAUCUUUAUGUAGCUGCCAUAGAUGAGAAAAUCAUUGCUAAGAUUGGACCAAGGUAUGAUGUUGGGAACCUUGUACCUUCAACCUUCAAACUUGCCACCUCUGGCAACAAUUAUGCUGUGUGGGAGAAACAGUAAUCUUGGUCUGUAUUCGAUAUCGAAAAUAUAAUGUAUUGGAUUCCAUUACUAGAAUAAAUAUUGUCCAUUCUAUA
Messenger RNA from Vitis riparia (riverbank grape), 1537 nucleotides. RefSeq names its product alpha-amylase-like. NCBI's taxonomy places the organism in Eukaryota, Viridiplantae, Streptophyta, Magnoliopsida, Vitales, Vitaceae. Gene Ontology annotation, biological process: carbohydrate metabolic process. The coding region runs from base 189 to 1463 and encodes 424 amino acids. The transcript has 4 exons. The record is from RefSeq and is a predicted model, not a curated record. Gene Ontology annotation, molecular function: calcium ion binding; alpha-amylase activity.